CAGGGCUCUGUGGGCCUUGCAGUCUUGCUCUGCUUGCCGCAGUGUCCAGUAACUUGUCAGCUGGAGUGCUAUGACUGGUCAUGGGCAACUCUGUAGCAGUGUGUCUUGACAAAGCUCGUGGCAGAAACAAGGCGGAGAUAACAACAGUCAGUGCAACCCAUUGGAAACCGAGAAUGAGCAUCACUGAUAAAUAUUCUCUGUACCAUUCAGAAGAGGCAAAAUACACUUUAAGGUUGCCAAUGGAUCUGCCCAGAGUGGAAAUGCCUCAGACAGAAGCGCCUCAAGUAGAAUUGCCGAAGGCAGAACUUCUCAAUGGCUACGCCGAAACUCCUAAUAAAAGGUUACCAAUGGACUUGCCUAAAGCAGAAAUUCCUCAGGCAGAAUUGCCGAAGGCAGAAGUCCCCAAUGGUUUCGCCGAAAUUCCUAAUGCAAGGUACGUACUUGCAAGAAGCUGGUGA
Molecule: messenger RNA, 458 nt
Organism: Schistocerca nitens (vagrant locust)
Lineage: Eukaryota; Metazoa; Arthropoda; Insecta; Orthoptera; Acrididae
Exons: 4
Coding region: 81-458 (125 amino acids)
Source: RefSeq, a predicted model, not a curated record